Molecule: messenger RNA, 2097 nt
Organism: Mangifera indica (mango)
Lineage: Eukaryota; Viridiplantae; Streptophyta; Magnoliopsida; Sapindales; Anacardiaceae
Product: senescence-associated protein AAF, chlorolplastic
Exons: 14
Coding region: 345-1724 (459 amino acids)
Biological process (GO): leaf senescence; cellular response to oxidative stress
Cellular component (GO): chloroplast
Source: RefSeq, a predicted model, not a curated record
CACAAAUGAAAUUCUAGUAGUAGUUUGGUAUGUUGUGGCGUUCACUGGGCCACAGGGAUAGAUUGUGGUUGACGUUUCUCUUGCCAGUUUUGUUGGACUAUUUUCCUUUCUUUCUAAGCUUAACUAUUUCCUUCUGUGUCUGGUAGGCCAUUAAGCCUUUGAGCUUUGCAGCAGGUGCUGCAAUCAAGUUCCUAUUUGCUGACCUGUCUAUGAGAAUCACAUGUCAUUUGGCACCAAGAUCUGGUUGCUUGAUGGAUACGAAUUGUUUAUGAAUUUAUGACUUAAGAUCAUUAGUUAAGGGAAAUGCUGGUUGGGAUUUUUGCAUUUUCAUCUUGAUCCUUCCCAUGGCAUUUACCGCAAGCAAGAUUUCUAGUCAUCCAGUUGUACCAAAGGGGUUAACUUCCUCUAGAUCACUUCAAACUGUAUAUUUUUUUGGCAAGUCAACACUGUACAACAAAUCACUUCCUGCAAAUCAAGGAGUUGAACUUCAGCAAGCAAGCAAUGGUCAUUUUUUGGCAGCGAAAUUAGGCUUCUUUGAUGAGGGUUUGUCAAACAUAUGUGGAAAGCCAAUUGGUUUCAUUGUCCCUCGGAGAACUUCCAUUUUAUGCUGGUCAAUGGGAACACGCAAUGGUGAAGCAAAAGAAUGCAUUAGACCUCAUAGUGAUUGCUCUAAUGUAUGUAGUGCCCAAAAUGAAGAAGAGGAAGACAAGCAUCGAGUUGUACCUAGAAUUAUUCACUCAAGUCAGGGCUUAGCUGAAGCUUGUAAAUUUGUGUACAAUGACGCAAAGUUCGUAAAUCAAAGGGUCCGUAGUGACAUUGUCUUGCUUUCUCGAAGCAUAAUGAGGUUGGAUGCCCGUGCACGUCAAGAUGUUGCUAUUCUUGGUUCAGAAUUUCUUAAGCUUGAUGCUCGGGCUAGAAAGGAUACAGAGAAAAUUGACCGUAAUGUGAAGAAAAAAGCUGAACGACUCCAUCAUAUAGCUACUAUCUUAAAAGAUAAAGCACAAUCUAGAUUGAAAAGAGCUGCUGAUAAGCAUUGGAGUGACGGAGCCUUAGAGGCUGAUCUGCGCCUUGCUGACUUCCGUGCCAAGCAACGUGCAAUGGAAGAUGCCCUAAUGGCUUUGGAGUUUGUCAAAAAUAUCCUUGACAUGAUGGUGAGCAAGAUGUACAAAUUCCCCUUGUGUUGCGAUAAAAAUUCUCUGUCAGGUAGUGAUAUGAUGGAAUGUAUAACACUUGAGAAAAAUGGGAAAACCCUAGAAUUCUUCCCUGGGGAAUUGUCGACUGAUCGCAUUACUGCUAUUCAGGAAGUGUAUUGGAGUAUGGCAUCUGCACUUUCUGAAGCUGAUGGAAUCGACUAUACUGAUCCUGAAGAGCUUGAGUUGUUGAUCACGACUCUUAUUGGUCUUGAUGCAAUGGAUGGUAAAAGUAGUGUAUCACUACUAGCCGAGUGUUCAAGUUCUCCCGAUGUCAGCACUAGACAAGCGCUGGCAAAUGCAUUAGCAGCUGCUCCAUCCAUGUGGACGCUUGGGAAUGCAGGAAUGGGGGCAUUACAGAGACUGGCAGAAGACAGCAACCCCACAGUCGCAGCUGCAGCAUCCAAAGCAAUCAAUGAACUGAAGAAACAGUGGGAAAUAGAAGAAGGUGAUAGCUGGAGAUUUAUGAUGAAUCUAAGCCCUGCAGAGGAAGCAGAUGGUGAAGAAUCCAGCAGUGAUGCAGAUACAAACUGAGAAGCUAUCAAAAGAGUUAUACCGUAAAGAUCUAUAUGUAGCCUCACUUCAUUCCCUAAAAACAAUAGUGGCUUCCCUUGAGCUGGGAAAGUACUGGCAAAUGAACCACUUAUCGUCAGCAGCAUUAAUCGAUAAUCUAAAAAAAGGCUCCCCAUAUUUUCCCAAUUUAGUAUUUUUGUAAAUUUAUCUUCUUCGUCCUUGGCUGAAAGGGUUCAAAUGGAUCAUUCAUUUGCUGCAACAUUAAUGAAGAUUAUAGACAAAAUCAGAACAUGAUGUGUGUCUUAGCAUCCUUAGAUCUUAUAUAAAUUACAGUGACAGUUUUUAUAUGUACAUUUCAUUCUUGUCAGCAAUCUAAGCAAACCCCCUUCUGUAA